This is a messenger RNA of Dibothriocephalus latus, 666 nucleotides long. NCBI's taxonomy places the organism in Eukaryota, Metazoa, Platyhelminthes, Cestoda, Diphyllobothriidea, Diphyllobothriidae. The record is from the annotation of a GenBank genome assembly.
AUGGAAGUUAGUCGCGCUCCAUCAAAGGAUAUGUUAGAUGAGGAGACCGUUUUUGAACUAGAAGAUAGUUUGGAUGCGCUUCCGCUUACGCCGUCGAGUCGGAAGAAUGACGCGGACUCUGAAGCAUCACAACCCAGCUUGCCCAGUAGCCGUCGUGACUCUCGCAUUAAACCAGAAACAAUGCUUUCGCGCGUCAGUGCGUUUGCAAGCGUUUCGGAGGAAAUCGUCCUGGAGGAUUUAUUCGAAUAUAUAUGGCCAGAUGUCGAUGCCGAAGACUCGCCCGCACAGACAUCGGACGAGACGUACUACGUCGUACAGGAACUCCUUGCGGAUUUUCUCAAGAUCAAGUCCUUUAAAAGAAGAUAUCCCGAUCUUUCUAGACGUGUCAUGGAUGCCUAUGAGAGGACCUGGCUGCAAAAUAAUGGCCUCGUGCCUGCUGGUCGAGCUGAACUCGGUCUCACCGCCCUUCGUAGUGAGGAGGUCAUGACUCUGUUGCAGAAUGACUUCCCCGACGUUCACGUUGCCGUCUCGGAUUUAUUCAGGCAAAGGCGAUUCCAAAAGCUGGCUGAUCUUCAAAAACGCCAAUACGAAAAUUUUUUUAUUCCUACCGGCCAUUACAUUAAUGUUGAGGCUUUUCAGUCUGCAAAUCUCAUGCUUGCCGUGUAG